This is a messenger RNA of Phytophthora sojae, 1419 nucleotides long. RefSeq lists its product as hypothetical. Gene Ontology annotation, biological process: monosaccharide transmembrane transport. Gene Ontology annotation, molecular function: hexose transmembrane transporter activity. The record is from RefSeq and is a predicted model, not a curated record. Lineage: Eukaryota; Oomycota; Peronosporomycetes; Peronosporales; Peronosporaceae. Bases 1 to 1419 code for a protein of 472 amino acids. The transcript is spliced from 2 exons. Gene Ontology annotation, cellular component: membrane.
AUGACUUGGACGCCGUCGUCCCCGAGUAGUAUCACCAGCGACUACGUUCAACUAGCCCCUACACCGAAGACUGCGUCCAGGGUGCCGGAUCCCCAUGCUCCGAUUCGACCACGUUGGGUGCUCUACGCCAACGUGUUGGUGGCACUACUGCAGCCUCUGCAGUACGGAUGGUCGACCUCGCAAUUGAACCUCACGACGUUCAACGCCGAAGACGAAUGCAACGCAAGACCUGUCGCCCCCGCUACAUGCCUCAUGUUCCCAGGACACACGAAGGCACAGUGGACCAUCGCCGUCAGUGCCUGGAUCCUCGGUGGAAUGACCGGCGCUCUCGCUUGCGGGCGGAUUUCCAACAGAUUUGGCCGCAGGUGCAUCAUGAUGUCCAACUGCGUCUUCAUGAUUGCAGGGGCAGUGGUGCAAGCGAGUGCCUCGAGUGUGUGGAUGUUCAUUGGUGGGCGUGUCGUCUCGGGCAUCGCUUCAGGUGGAGCCACGGCCGUCAUCCCCGGAUUCAUCAGCGAGAUUUCGCCUCCCAACCUCCGCAACAGUCUCGGCGUGGGCUUUCAGAUCGCUAUCACCAUCGGCAACCUGCUUGUAGCCAUCGCCUUCUUCUUCGCCGACACGAGCAGUGGCUGGCGUUAUAUCGCGGGGUUCCCCGUUGUGCUGGCGAUGUUGUUCUUGACAUUGGCGCCUUUCGUGAUCGUCGAAAGCCCCGCGUGGCUGCUGACGACAGGCAAGACUCAACUUGCGGAACGUGAGCUUGGACGACUCUAUGGCGAAGAUAAUUCGUGCAAUUUGGUCGAGCUGUUCUCACCGAGGCUCAUUCGACAACUACUGACUGCUAUAGGCAUGGCAGGGGCUCAACAACUCACAGGGAUCAACGCCGUCUUCUUCUACUCGUCCACGCUCUUUGAGCAGGCUGGCAUCUCGGACGACCGUAUUGGUAUCGUGGCUGUCAACUUCGUCAAUGUGUUGCCGACCAUGUUCUGCGGGGUUCUAGCGGCGCGCCUCGGUAAUCGCAAGCUCAUUCUCUGUGGAUUGACGGGGAUGUUCAUCAGCGCAGUGGGCAUCACGAUAUCGCUCGUCGCUAGCCUACCAGCCCUCGCCAUCGUGUUCACAGCGACGUACGUGACUUCAUUCGGCUCAAGUCUCGGUUCGCUUGCGUGGGUGGUCAUGGCCGACUUGUUCCCGGAUGACGCUCGAGCUAUGGGGACUUCGGUCUGCGUGGGGUGUAGCUGGCUGUCUAACCUCACGGUGGGGCUCAGCUACCCGUACAUCGCUGCGGUUUUAGUCAACUUCAGCUUCACGCCGUUCAUGUGUACCGUUGCACUCUCCUUCCUCUUUGUGCACAUGUUCGUGCCGGACACGUCCGGGAAGACGAUACAGGAGAUUCAGAACGAGUUCAACGCAAAAACCAGGGAUUAA